This is a messenger RNA of Neurospora crassa OR74A, 1343 nucleotides long. RefSeq names its product cupin domain-containing protein. Lineage: Eukaryota; Fungi; Ascomycota; Sordariomycetes; Sordariales; Sordariaceae. Bases 622 to 1200 code for a protein of 192 amino acids. The transcript has a single exon. The record is from RefSeq and is a predicted model, not a curated record.
GGCCGUAUGGUGAUAUUAAGUUGAUUGUCGUCGUGUCACUGUCCACAGCAACGGCGGCGGCGCCGUCAAGGACCGCCACACGUGAGAUUUGAGCGGUGUGUCUGGAAUGUACGACUUGUCGCAUCCCGUCCCUUGGGAUGCGGUCCACGCGGGUCGGUUGUGCGACGUGGGCGGUGCAUUCAACCGGAACGUGCUUGACAUGGGUUGGCCGCGAAGCCCAGUUUUACGUGGAGGGCGUGAACGGUGCGCACGUAACCUGCUUGCCUUCUCAGGAAAACGAUUCUUUGGUUGCGAUUGAUGGUCAUGGUUCCUCGGUUUGUCCAAUGCAGUGUACAGAAGGCAUCCUGCAGUCGCGCCUUACUCAGGUAUCCUGCAAGGGAAGUUAAGAACCGGUAAGAAGAAGGGAAGAGAAAAAGACAAAAGGGAUCCAGACUUGUUCCGCGGACUGAGAUGGUGGAUUUCAACUGACCAUCUCUCCCUCUUCUCCAAACUUCCUCCUCAUUAUUCUCCAAGUUGUUGUUCGUGGCCUGAAUUUGACAAGCCGCCAUAUUCUCCAGUCGAAACAGCAACACCACUGCCUGGCUUCUCCCCACUUGAGCCUCUUCUUGUUCCAUCGGCAAAAUGGGGUCCUCAUACCGCACCGAAGACAACGGCAAGAUCUCUGACCUUCCUCAGUUGCACCGCUACAUUACCGGCCACAACGCCGAUGGAAAGGCGGUUGUCCACAGCCAGAACGAUUUCGAGUGGAAGUCCUACGCUGAAGGUGAACUCGCCUUCAGCGUUGCCUACACGACAUCGGAAUUUCCAGUCAACCUCAACAAAGACGCCGACGUGGCGGAGCACACGCGAGUGCUGGAGUCGGGAAACCUCGGGCUGGUCAACCCACGCGGGACGGUUUUUCGCUGCGUGGACUUUGCGCCUGGCUACGCAUGCGGAAUGCACCGAACGCAAAGCCUCGACUACGGCAUCGUGCUGGAGGGCGAGGUAGACAUGGUGCUCGACAGCGGGGAGGUGCACCCGAUGAAGCGGGGCGACGUUGCGAUUCAGCGGGCGACUCAACAUCAGUGGGUCAACAAGAGCAAGACUGAGUGGGCGCGCAUGAUGUUUGUCUUGCAGGAUUGUCAGCCACUGGUUGUCGGUGGUCAGGAGUACAAGGAGGACUUGGGCACCAACUCGGGCUUGCCGGCCAGUGGAAACUGAUUCUGGUUGUGAAGGGUGACCGACGAGGGGGAGAGUACCAUGUUGUUCAAAGCAGUAGUCUAGUUGGGACACUGGUUAUAAGAUGAGGUUCCAGUUUGUAUCGAGGAGAAAAUAAAAUGUCGCGAACGGGGACCCGAAUUCGU